Messenger RNA from Moneuplotes crassus, 742 nucleotides. NCBI's taxonomy places the organism in Eukaryota, Ciliophora, Spirotrichea, Euplotida, Euplotidae. The record is from the annotation of a GenBank genome assembly.
AUGAAACAGUUAAGACCAAAAUUGAAUUUCAUUGAUUUUUUCAGGCCAAAGACAGCCUUGGUGCUUCCUAGAGUCAAACCGAACAUCUUAUUCAAGAGACCUCGCUAUUUUGUAUAUGGCUUUGGAGUAGCUUCAUUAUGAAUAGCUGCUCAACAGUCGUCAAUAUUAAUGAGCUUGAGGGACUUAGUAUUUCAAAAGUAUUGGCUAGCUAGAACCUCACUGAAUGGCGGAAAGAUUAAAUAAAGUUUGAGAACAUAUCUUAUAUUAUAUCAGAGCUGUUUCAAGGCUGAUGCCUGACUUCUAUCUAACUCAAUGCGAACCAGAGACUGAAUCAGGUCAAAAAGGCACUAAAACCCACUCCCCAUUAAAAGAUUCUGGAUCUCCAAGGACCCCUGCACAUAAGAAGAAUGUGUGGAGAUACCUUGAAUACUUUCUGAAAUACUGAAUCCUACUGCCACUUUCUCCUUUACUUAUAAGUUUCCUAGUUGCUUCUAUCACGCAUGGAUGUCUGUUUGCAUGGCUGAUGGUUGUAGUGAUGCUAUUCACCACUCCCAUCAUCUUGGUAGUCUUUUUACUUGAAGUGGUCGGAAUCAGAUAUUUUAUACACUAUUCAAAGGAAUAUUCUCGCAAUGGUGAGCCAGAAGGUGAUCAAGAGACUCCUUGUUUGAACUAGAGCAAGGGUAUGUAGCCAGUCAGUAAUUUUAGAUGGAGAUAUUAGUACUGUUUGAUAUUCUUUCAAUAU